Messenger RNA from Telopea speciosissima, 654 nucleotides. RefSeq names its product probable aquaporin PIP2-6. The record is from RefSeq and is a predicted model, not a curated record. Gene Ontology annotation, biological process: transmembrane transport. Bases 1 to 654 code for a protein of 217 amino acids. Gene Ontology annotation, molecular function: channel activity. Gene Ontology annotation, cellular component: membrane. The transcript has a single exon. NCBI's taxonomy places the organism in Eukaryota, Viridiplantae, Streptophyta, Magnoliopsida, Proteales, Proteaceae.
AUGUCGGUCCUCGCUGCCGUCACAUUCGCAAUUAUGCUGCUCGCCGUCUUUCCAGUCUCCGGUGGUUUCCUCAACCCUGCAAUUGCCUUGUCUGCCGCAUUUGUGGGUCUCAUCUCUAUGUCUCGAGCUUUCCUUUACAUUGUAGCAGAAUGCAUAGGUGCCGUGCUCGGCGCCCUAGCACUCAAAUCCGUGAUCAGUAGCGAAAUCGAUAAUAACUUCGCUCUUGGAGGUUGCGCCCUCAGUGUCAUCACACAAGGCCCAAAUGGGGGGCCCACUAUUGUAGGAAUUGACACAUAUCAAGCACUUUCUCUUGAGACCCUAUCGAAUUUCGUGAUGAUUUUCGCCGCCUGCGGUAUCGGAUUCAAUCAAAGCGGAAAAUUGGCUCCUAAACCAGUGUUUAUGUUUUCGGUCAUUGGAAUCGUGGUGGGAUUGAUGAUUUAUGUGACAUCGACGGUGACGAUGGUUAAAGGAUAUGCUGGUGCAGGGUUGAACCCUGCACGUUGUAUUGGACCAGCAAUUGUUAGAGGUGGGUUACUGUGGGACAGGCACUGGGUCUUCUGGGUGGGCCCAUUUAUUGCUUCUUUGGCGUUUUAUGUUUACACUAAGAUUAUACCAAGUGAGACUUUCUUCUCACAAGAUUCCGCCAAAGCAUGA